Messenger RNA from Cornus florida, 5790 nucleotides. RefSeq names its product protein SHOOT GRAVITROPISM 6. The transcript is spliced from 51 exons. The record is from RefSeq and is a predicted model, not a curated record. The coding region runs from base 88 to 5265 and encodes 1725 amino acids. NCBI's taxonomy places the organism in Eukaryota, Viridiplantae, Streptophyta, Magnoliopsida, Cornales, Cornaceae. Gene Ontology annotation, cellular component: cytoplasm.
CGCGCUGUCUUUAUAUGUUCUUCUUGUCCUUCGUCCUUUUUUUUUUUUUUCUCUGCUGUUCGGUGAUUUCUUAAUUUUCAGUCAUAAAUGGCCUCUUCAAGUUCCGGAAACGCUAUUCCUGCCUCAGAGGCAGUUCAGAUUCUUGUUUCUUCACUAGCAGAUGAUUCUUCAAUGGUCAGAGAAGCCUCCAUGGCUUCUCUGAAGGACAUCGCUAACCUGAACCCACUACUGGUUCUUGAUUGUUGUUCAACUGUUUCUCGAGGAGGACGUCGUCGUUUUGGUAAUAUGGCUGGUGUAUUUCAAGUAAUGGCAGUCAGUGUCUGUGCCUUGGACAAAAGCGACGCGGAUCCUCCUUUCAUGGGUAAGCUAGCCAAAAUUGCCACUGCUGAGAUGAUCUCUUCCAAGGAACUUAAUGCUGACUGGCAAAGGGCUGCUGCAGGUCUACUUGUUGCAAUUGGCUCACAUUUGCCUGACUUAAUGAUAGAAGAAAUAUUUCUUCAUCUUUCGGGGCCAAAUUCAGCACUUCCAGCUAUGGUCCAAAUACUUGCGGACUUUGCUUCUGCCGAUGCAUUGCAGUUUGCUCCACGGCUCAAAGGUGUACUUUUACGAGUUCUGCCUAUUCUUGGAAAUGUGAGAGAUGCCCACCGACCAAUUUUUGCAAAUGCAUUUAAGUGUUGGUGUCAGGCUUGUUGGCAAUAUAGUGUGGAUUUCCCUUUGCUUUCACUUCUUGAUGGCGACGUCAUGUCAUUUCUGAAUUCUGCUUUUGAGCUUUUAUUGAAGGUUUGGGCGACUUCACGGGAUCUUAAGGUCCGCAUAUCUACUGUGGAAGCUCUGGGUCAGAUGGUUGGUCUUGUAACUCGAACACAAUUGAAGGUUGCUUUACCAAGACUUAUCCCGACUAUUUUGGAACUGUAUAAGAAAGAUCUAGAUGUUGCCUUUGUGGCUACAUGCAGUCUCCACAAUAUCCUAUAUGCUUCUUUACUGUCAGAAAGUGGUCCUCCUUUGCUUGAUUUUGAGGAUCUCACAGUUGUUUUGUCAACACUUCUUCCUGUGGUUUGCAUCAAUAACGACAGCAAAGAGCGAUCAGUUUUCUCAGUGGGACUUAAGGCCUACAAUGAGGUUCAGCAUUGCUUUCUGACAGUUGGCUUGGUAUACCCUGAGGAUUUAUUUGUGUUCCUUCUGAAUAAGUGCAGGUUGAAGGACGAACCCUUAACUUUUGGCACACUUUGUGUUCUAAAGCAUCUUUUGCCCAGGUUAUCCGAAGCUUGGCACGGUAAAAGGCCUUCACUUGUUGAAGCUGUGAAGUUGUUGCUAGAUGAGCAAAGUUUGGGGGUUUGUAAGGCUCUUUCGGAGUUGAUUGUGGUUAUGGCUUCACACUGUUACUUGGUUGGUCCAUCUGGAGAGCUGUUUGUUGAAUAUCUUGUACGCCAUUGUGCUAUAUCAGAUCAUGAAAGAAAUGAUCUUGAGAGCUCGAAGGAAGUGUUCAGGUCAAGUGGCACUUACUAUGCCUUUCCGUACAAGCGAUAUGAGGUGAAGACUGGGAAUGUUUGUCCUACAGAAUUACGGGCAAUAUGUGAAAAAGGUCUUCUUUUACUAACCAUUACCAUCCCAGAAAUGGAGCAUAUCCUCUGGCCGUUUUUGUUAAAGAUGAUCAUUCCACGGGCUUACACCGGUGCAGUUGCUACGGUCUGCAGAUGUAUCUCAGAAUUGUGCAAACACAGAUCUUACAAUAAUACGAUGCUUACCGAGUGUAAAGCUCGCACUGAUAUUCCAAAUCCUGAGGAGCUUUUUGCCCGGUUGGUGGUGCUUCUGCAUGAUCCUCUCGCGAGGGAGCAGCUGGCGACUCAGAUUUUGACAGUCCUAUGUUGUCUGGCACCUCUCUUUCCAAAAAAUAUCAACUUGUUUUGGCAAGACGAGAUUCCAAAAAUGAAAGCAUAUGUGAGUGACACAGAAGACCUAAAGCAGGAUCCUUCAUAUCAAGAAACUUGGGAUGACAUGAUAAUCGAUUUCCUCGCAGAAUCAUUGGAUGUGAUUCAGGAUCCUGAUUGGGUGAUUUCUUUGGGAAAUGCUUUUGCCAAACAUUAUGAACUUUAUACGCCUGAUGACGAGCAUUCUGCGCUGCUGCACCGAUGUCUUGGCAUGCUUCUUCAGAAAGUUGAUGACAGAACUUAUGUUCGUGAUAAGAUUGAUUGGAUGUAUAAACAAGCUAAUAUUGCAUUCCCAACAAAUAGGAUUGGUUUGGCAAAAGCCAUGGGAUUGGUUGCUGCAUCCCACUUGGAUACUGUUUUGGAAAAAUUGAAGAACAUUCUUGAUAAUGUUGGGCAAAGUAUAUUUCUAAGAUUUCUAUCCAUUUUCUCUGAUCGAACUAUGGAUGAUUCUGAUGAUAUACAUGCUGCUUUGGCUCUAAUGUACGGAUAUGCAGCAAGAUAUGCUCCAUCGACAGUUAUUGAAGCCAGAAUAGAUGCGCUUGUGGGAACUAAUAUGCUUUCACGACUUCUUCAUGUACGCCAUCCCACUGCCAAGCAGGCUGUUAUCACUGCUAUUGAUUUGCUAGGUCGUGCUGUCAUUAAUGCUGCAGAAAGUGGUAUAUCAUUCCCAUUGAAAAGAAGAGACCAGCUGCUCGAUUAUAUAUUAACUUUGAUGGGUCGAGACGAUGAAAGCAGCUUUGGUGAUUCUAGUCUUGAACUUCUGCAGACUCAGGCCCUUGCAUUAAAUGCCUGCACUACUUUGGUAUCUGUGGAGCCAAAGUUGACAUCCGAGACAAGAAACCUUGUUAUGAAGGCCACCUUGGGGUUUUUCACUUUACCAAAUAAUCCUGCAGAUGUUGUCAAUCCCCUUAUAGACAACCUUAUCACUCUCUUAUGUGCAAUUCUUCCAAAAAGUGGAGAGGAUGGAAGAAGCCGAGCAGAGCAGCUUUUGCAUAUCCUGAGACAGAUUGAUCAAUAUGUUUCCUCAUCUGUGGAGUACCAGAGAAAAAGAGGUUGUCUUGCAGUUCUUGAGAUGCUUUUAAAGUUUCGGACACUUUGUGUCAGUGGAUAUUGUGCAUUUGGCUGCCAUGGAAGUUGCACGCACAGCAAGCAAAUUGAUCGUACUCUGCAUCGGAAUUUUUCCAACUUACCAUCUGCAUAUGUAUUACCAAGUCGUGAUGCCUUGUGUUUGGGGGAUAGGGUCAUAGUGUAUCUUCCACGUUGUGCAGAUACAGAUUCUGAAGUCAGAAAAGUUUCUGCUCAGAUUCUUGAUCUAUUCUUCAGCAUAUCUCUUUCACUACCAAGGCCUGAAGGUUACAAUUCUGGAGUUGAUAUAGAAUUGUCCUAUGGUGCUUUGUCUUCCCUUGGGGAUGUUAUUGCUAUCCUGAGAAGUGAUGCUUCUAUUGAUCCAUCAGAAAUCUUUAACAGGAUAGUUUCAUCUGUAUGUAUUUUGUUGACGAAGAAUGAGCUUGUAGCCGCUUUGCAUGGUUGCUCAGCAGCAGUAUGUGAUAGGAUCAAGCAGUCAGCAGAAGGUGCAGUCCAAGCAGUCACCGAGUUUGUUAUGAAGAGGGGGAAUGAGCUGAACGAAAUUGAUAUAUCAAGGACAACCCAAUCUUUGCUCACUGCUACAGUUCAUGUAACUGAGAAAUAUUUACGUCAGGAAACUCUUGGUGCUAUUUCUUCUCUGGCCGAGAGCACCAGUGCAAGAAUUGUCUUCAAUGAAGUAUUGGCUGCUGCAGGCAGGGAUUUAGUUUCAAAGGAUAUAUCCAGACUACCUGGUGGCUGGCCAAUGCAGGAUGCCUUCUAUGCAUUUUCUCAGCAUACAGUACUUUCAUCCUUGUUCCUUGAGCAUGUGAUAUCUGUCCUUAAUCAGAUGCCCAUCCUUAAAGGUGAUUUGGAGAAAGGAGAUGAUUCUAGUCGUUCCGUUGACAUUGACAAUAACAUUCUGCAGGCAUCUAUGUUUGCUCUCACUGCCUUUUUCAGAGGUGGGGGUAAAAUAGGAAAGAGGGCUGUGGAACAAAAUUAUUCUUCUGUUCUUGCAGCACUGAUACUUCAACUGGGAAGUUGUCAUGGUUUGGCUAGUUCUGGUCAACAAGAACCAUUACGGGCUCUUCUUAUUGCAUAUCAGGCAUUCUGCGAAUGUGUUGGAGAUCUUGAAAUGGGAAAGAUUUUGGCUAGAGGUGGGGAGCAAAAUGAAAAUGAGAAGUGGAUCAAUCUUAUUGGAGAUUUAGCAGGCUGCAUUUCUAUAAAAAGACCAAAAGAGGUUCCAGUAAUAUGUUUGAUUUUAAGUAAAUCUCUAAGUCGACACCUAAGAUUUCAACGGGAAGCUGCGGCUGCAGCAUUGUCAGAGUUUAUAUGUUACAGUGAUGGUUUUGGUUCCUUAUUGGAGCAGAUGGUUGAAGCAUUGUGUCGGCAUGUAUCAGAUGAUUCUCCGACUGUUAGACGCCUUUGCCUAAAAGGAUUGGUGCAGAUACCAUCCAUUCAUAUUCUUCAGUAUACUACACAAGUUCUUGGAGUAAUAUUAGCUUUGCUUGAUGACUCAGAUGAACCAGUUCAGUUAACUGCAGUCUCAUGCUUGCUGAUGGUUCUGGAGUCAUCACCCAAUGAUGCUGUUGAACCCAUUUUACUAAACCUUUCUGUUCGGCUUCGCAAUCUUCAGAUAAGCAUGAAUGCAAAGAUGCGUGCGGAUGCCUUUGCAGCAUUUGGAGCUCUAAGCAACUAUGGCGUUGGGGCACAACACGAAGCAUUUCUUGAGCAGGUACAUGGUGACCUACCACGCUUGGUUCUGCAUCUUCAUGAUGAUGAUCUCUCUGUCCGUCAUGCUUGUCGGAAAACCCUAAAAAGGAUUUCCCCACUGUUGGAAUCAGAAGGAACAUUUGUCCUCUACAACACACACUGUUUUAAUUCUGACCACCGAAGUGACUAUGAAGACUUCGUCAGGGACCUCUCCAGGCAGUUCACUCUACAUAUGGCCUCCAGGGUUGACACAUACAUGGCUUCUGCUAUUCAGGCUUUUGAUGCUCCUUGGCCAGUUAUUCAAGCAAAUGCGAUAUACUUCUCCAGUAGCUUGCUCUCUCUCUCAGAUGAUCAACGGAUCUCUGCUCUUUAUUGUAAUCAGUUGUUUGGUAUUUUGGUGGGAAAGAUGAGUCGUUCUCCAGACGCAAUUGUCAGAGCAACUUGCUUUUCAGCCCUGGGCCUGCUACUAAAAUCCACCAAUUCGCUGUCAUGGAGAUCUGCUGGGCUUGAUCGUGUUGACUCAACUCGGAGGGGCCAUGUUUCGGAGUCUUCUAUGAAGUAGCAGUGUGGGAACGAUGAAAAUGGCCAUUCUAAUUUGUGAGGCUGAAUGACAACUCUUCAAGAUAAAAUUUGAAUUUGUGGAUCUAAUCUGGGUGCAUCGCAAUUCAGUCUAUUGUAAAGUAGCAACACCAAGGGUAAAAUAGAAAGGAAGUACGGGUCGAUUUGCAAGCUGUGUACCAAGUUACUUUGUGGAUGGAAGAUGGGUCUGAAGCUGUACCUGUAUUGUAUUCAAAAUGUACAAUUGCCUUCGAAUAUUAACCAUAGUGCUGUAGACAUUUGUAAAUUAGGUUAGAGUAUAUAUAAUCUAGAUUCUAGGUUGCUUCAAACUUGUGUUUGGGGUAUCUAUUCUAGAUUCUUGGUUUUUAUUUUCGUAAACUGAUGUUGUGAGCCUAAAGCUGUAACGAUAAUGUUGUAAAUUGAAGUUGUGAUCGGCGUGUAAUUGGUCUAUUGGAUCUGUACUUUCGACAGAAGCGAAAAUUGUUGUAUAUUCACUUUUAGUUUUCAAUAAUGGAAGUUAAUUAGUAUA